This is a messenger RNA of Apis florea (little honeybee), 2954 nucleotides long. RefSeq lists its product as uncharacterized. Gene Ontology annotation, cellular component: membrane. The record is from RefSeq and is a predicted model, not a curated record. Lineage: Eukaryota; Metazoa; Arthropoda; Insecta; Hymenoptera; Apidae.
AAUAAUGAAAAAGUAAGAAAAAUACGCGUUGCGUAUCGAUGGCGUCGAUCCGAUAUGACGCUUUAAUCGUUAAUAAAUAAUUUAUUAAAUAGAAUUUCGAGUUAAAAUUAACACGAGAAACUUCUUUGAGAUCUCAGCUUCAAGGUGUAAGCUUAAAAAUGCAAAAAUUUUUAGUAAAAAAUUAAUUAUUAAUUAAUUUUCAAUGUAACGUGUUCGAAGUGGAAAUAGCGCCAUGUUUUUUUUUCUAUCCUUCUCCUUCUCCAAAUAUCCUUUUCCUUCUCUGGUGACGUCACGAAUACCUCCUUGCAUAUCCUGCUAUACUAGUAACAAGUCGGAGCUUCGGUGAUCCAAACGCGAGAUGGCGCUGAUCGCAAAAUUUUUCAAUUUUUACCUAACUUAUCGACGAAAUAAAUUUCGUCAACGGUUCGAGACUAGUGGCAGAAGAGUAGCAGAAAUUUUAUACCGUUCAGAGAUAUUCGUUCAAAAAGCAUCUGAUAAAGGAAUCUGUUUGUAAGAAUUCGAACGAAGGGCGUGAAUAAUACACGAUUCGUACUAAAAAAUUCUCCUAUUUCUCGAUAAUGGUCAUAAGAUGAAUUUUUUAGAAUUCGCGUAACGCAUGUUCGUUUGUAUGUGUGGGUUAACGUGCAGAUCACGACGAGCAGGUGACGGUCACGUAUGGACCGGAAUAAUACUCUCCGCCGCCUUGUGCUGUUCUCCUGCCUAUAUCCUGGGAAUCAAAUGUUGGUUGUGCUUGAAAUUAGAACCAACGAGGGCCGAUCUGGAGGAUCAACAUAAAGUCGACUAUACGGUGGAUCCUCAAGAUAUAAAUCGACUUUUUUACUUCCACGUGGUUGCCUGUUUACUAUCGGGAUUUUUGGUAGCGAUUUUAAAUGCGACUUAUUUGAUUCUGUUGAGCGGGUUCCAGCAAAAGAGUCGCGAUGGCUUGAUAGAAGCUAUUGAGAAAUACGGUAUCGAUAUUGCCGUAAAGGCGAGGGUGGACGCUGUUCAAACUGAACUAGAAUGUUGCGGAGAUACCAGUUACGAGGAUUGGUUCCGAAUUCCGUGGCUUAAAUUAUCGAUGGAGGGACCAAAGGAUGUGCAGAAAGGUCCUCGACUGGAAGGGCAGUGGAUCAGCACCAGAGGAGCAAGAGGAAGAAACUUCCACGCCCGUAGACGUACCUUUUUCUUGUUGUUCCAACGACAUUCCUAAACCUUGUAUUCAUCACGACAUUCUGAGCCCCAGUGCCGUGUACGAUUACAAUCCUAAGCAUUUGACCAUUAGUACCAAUGGGUGUAGAUCGAAGAUUAUAAAUCGAGGUGAAGUUAUUCGAAUAUUCUUGGCGGGAUAUCUUGUUCUUUUAUUAGUGUAUCAGAUAUUUUUAUCGAUUUUCUCACGAUUAUUGCAAACUGCUCAUAGCAACGAAAUGUAUAUAGGACCUCAAAAGACUCGUUACUACGUUUGGAUAUUCUUUAAGCCGGAAGAUUUUCCUGAAAACGGAGUAAGAAGCAAACUACGGUUGCAAAGAAAACGAUCGAGAAGUAAGAUUUCCACUACGUUCUCGAAAAGUUCGGACGAGGAAGAAAUAAGUAUGCAACGUUCAAAAAGUAGGAAGAGCAGUAUGAAAGUUUUAACGAAAAUUCGCUCGAAAAUCUCCUCCGUUAAAUCAAAAAGCGUACCUGUUAUUAAAUCUACUUUAUCCUCGAGGAACUUUCGAAGUAAGAAAAAAAUUGCCCAUCAGCUGGAAGAUAUAGAUAAAGACGAGGAGGAGAAACCGGACGAAGAGAGAAAACUUCUUUCCAAAACGACUAGAUCUGAGAUUGUUAUGUUGAAAAAUCAUCUCUCGAUUUUUUCUUUAUUGUCGGAUGAUUCCUCGACGUUUAAUUUGCCGCCCCCACCGCCGCCGCCGCCGUUUAUACCUAUCCUCGACGUGGAAAAUGAAAGUAAACAAAUCGUUAACAUCAUGGGAAACGUAAGCGAGCAAAUCGCUAAGGUCGUGGAAGACGAAAGCGAGCAAAUCGUUGAGAUCGUGGGAAAGAAAAGCGAAAAAAAGAUCGUAGGGAAUGAAAGUGAACAAAUCGCCAAGAUCGUAGGAAAUAAAGGUGGACGACAAAUCGUAAAGGUGGUGUCUUCAAAAUCAUUGGAAAUAGGAAAAGUCGAUUAUCCGUUACAGGAAAGCACCGUCAGAAUGCCAAAUUCUGGUAGACGCGUAAAGGUAUUAGAACGAUUUGGCAAAAUAUGGGAAUGCAUCGAUAAGAGUACGCAGCACAGAGAAAGCGGUGGGGCCGACAUUUUGAAAAAGAAUUCAAAGAUUAAUUGUUCGAAAAAAAGUAGUCGCGUAAAAUUAAGCACAACCGACGUGUAUGACAGGUUCCGUGGCACUCUUCAGCACACUCUGGCUAGAAGAGAAACCAUUCAAGCGCAAAAAGAAUUGAAAAAAGUGUACAAUCCCAAAGUUGAAAACAAUCCAGAGAUAAAACGGAGCCACGUUUUGGCAAGGAUACGAUACAACAUUCCACCUUCGUAUCGUUUACUAGCCGAUUUCGAAGCUCACAAAAGACCUUUUCUACAAACGUAUCCAAAAUCGUCGUCUGUUUCGCCGCUUCCCCGUUCCUUCUCACCUCCUCCUCCCCCCCCUUCCUUCCCCCCUCUCGCCCUCUCUCGCACCCUCUCCCCCUCUCUUUUCCCUUCGAAACGACGCGUCUUCUUCGUUGUUUAGAUUAAUUCAAAUCUUCCUCCCUUCUCCUUCUUCUUCUACACAUAGGAAGAACCCACCGCAUCACAUUACGCUCUCUCUCUCUCUCCGCUCCUUUUCCCUCUUCGCAGAAUUCGACUUGCUGUCGCGCUAAACGUCCUCCUCCGCGCUGCGAUUCGUUCCGGUUCCUCGAGUUCUCGUUGGGGAGCGAGAUUGUUAUUUCGUUGAUCGCACCAUGUUCGACGUGGAGCGUGUUAUACG